Molecule: messenger RNA, 1344 nt
Organism: Naegleria fowleri
Lineage: Eukaryota; Heterolobosea; Eutetramitea; Acrasida; Naegleriidae
Exons: 1
Coding region: 1-1344 (447 amino acids)
Source: RefSeq, a predicted model, not a curated record
AUGAGCAAAAGAAAACAACAGAUGAUUGACGAUGAUAAGAGUGAUAAUGAAGAAGAAUCACUCAAACACAUGGAAUCCGAAGAGGAACAGGAGGAACCAUCUGAAAAAUUAAAGAAGAAAAAAAAGACUUCCAAGGAUAGCAAUAAAGAAAAACCAAAGAAAAAGAAAGAGGCUUCCGAAGACAAAGUAGAGCCAAAAAAGAAAAAGAAGAAGGUUCAAAAGGAGGAAUCAGAGGAUGACGAAGAAAAAAAGUCGGAAAGUGAACAAGACGAUGACGAGCAAGUCAUUGAAGAAGAUACUCGAAUGCCAGAAGAGGAAAACCAAUCCUCAUCCUCUCCUACUGCGGAAGAGGAGCUAAUGAGGGAUGAAGAGUUCACUUUGGCACUUCCAACAGAUUUAACUCAUGUCGAACAGGAACCUAUUAUUUCAUAUGAAGACAUUUCAGACAGUAAAUUAUUCGUUAUCGAGAUACCGCAGGGAUUUACUGUUGAGGAAGUUAAAAAGAAAUUACAAAACAUUUCUGGUUUUGGAGAGAAACAGUUAGUUCUUGAUUCAGAAUCAGGAAUUACCGUGACUAGAGAGGAUAGUUCCAAGUCAUCAAUUGUGCCACUGUUUACGUCAAUUAAUUCUGAUGAUCACCUAUUAAGAAAUAGCCAUAUUGAUGGAUUUUAUAGAAUUGAACAAGGAAUUGAAAUGCCAAAAUUUGAUGCUAUGAAAGAGAAGGAAAGACAGAGCAAAAUAUACAAAGCCAGUGUGAAGCAACGAGCAGAAUUCUCAAAUCAAGUUUCAAAAAAUAUUUUCAAGCCAGAUGGAUAUUCAGAAGAAAAUGUGCCUCAAAAGACGAGAAAGGACAAGAAGGAGGAGAAGAAAACUAAAUCAAACGAAAAGAAGCAUGCUACAGAAAACAAGGACGACAAGAAACAUGAAAAAUCUCAAAAGAAAGAGGUCACACAAAAAGUUCCUUUAGAGGAAAAGUCACACAAAAAGGAUGACAAGAAAUCGUCCAACGAGAGCAAACAGAAAGAUAAUAAGGAAGAGAAGUCUGAAAAGAAAGCUGACACGCAAAAGAAACAAGACAAACCUGAGCUGUCAACAAAGAAAGAUAAAAAAGACGAAAGUAAACACAAGGCAGAAGAGAAGAAGCAUAGCUCCGAAAAAAGCAAGAAUUCAGAAAAGAAAUCAGACGUAUCUGCAAAGAAAGUAGAAACAAACCACUCAACACAACCUAAAAAGCAAGACAAACAUUCGGAAACUAAGAGCGACAAAAAGGUUGAAAAAUCCAAAAAGCAAGAAAACGAAGGAAAAAAGUCUCAAAAAAGUAAUUUCAAUUUAACUAAAAUCUAA